Molecule: messenger RNA, 861 nt
Organism: Haemonchus placei
Lineage: Eukaryota; Metazoa; Nematoda; Chromadorea; Rhabditida; Trichostrongylidae
Source: the annotation of a GenBank genome assembly
AUGGAGUUCGAAAUGACACGUAUGGAGAAAAUGCUUAACGAAGAGAAGGCCUGUUUUUCAGGGAUAAAAAAGAUGCUCAAGUGCAUGGAGAAGAAGCUCACAGAGAUAGCUCCACAAGGUCGAUACUCUGAUACGGCAUAUGAAAUCGAACCAGCAGAAAUGAGUCCGGAUAUGCCAGGGAACACUGAAGAAAAAGAAGAUUCCAAGCCAACAGAGCCUCAAUCUGCCGACGAGUACCUAGCAUUGCUUAUCGAGGAAAGUGGAGAAAGAGACGAGCAGACAACAGAACAGAACCCAUUAUCAAUCGAUGACGAAACAGUAACUAAAGAAAGAGAAAUGGCAAACAACGAGGUUGGAGGAUGUGGACAGGAACCGAUGGAGGACGAAUCGACACCGGCUCCGAAUGAGCCAGUCCAAAAAAGAGCAGAACAAGGGAAGACAGAUGGAGAAUGGAAGAUGAACUGGAUAAACUCGAACACAGCUUCAACUACUUGCCGAAGCGAAAAAUUUAGGAAUUCACAAAGAACGCAGCGUUUUCUCGAUGCUCCUUCUGCGGUCAGCAAGGAAAACACUUCUCAGAUUCAUAUCCCAGAAUCACAAGAAGAUUCGAUAGAUGGGAUUUCAUUGAAGAUAAUGAUGGGUUGUGCCGUCAUUGUCGAUUGUAGUCAGAAAGGAUGUUCAAACAGAUCGAAUAAUUGCUGGUACUGCGAAAUUAUACUGAAAAAGGCGCCAAUUCUGAGAAGUUUGGCUCCUCAGAAAUACCAUCAUCGAACGCUUUGUCCUAUUCCAUACACAAAGCCAGAAAUUGCUGCUAGAAUCAAAAAGAUGGAAAAGAAGCUCUUUCACAGUACACCUUAUUAG